Messenger RNA from Paralichthys olivaceus (Japanese flounder), 4043 nucleotides. RefSeq names its product protein bicaudal D homolog 2. Gene Ontology annotation, molecular function: dynein complex binding; cytoskeletal adaptor activity. Lineage: Eukaryota; Metazoa; Chordata; Actinopteri; Pleuronectiformes; Paralichthyidae. The record is from RefSeq and is a predicted model, not a curated record.
CGCGCUUUUGACACUCGACCUCCCGGAGAAACCCGAGAAGAACCGGUGGGUGGGAGGAAAGGAAGCGGCUGUUCGGCAGACACUCACCCGGACUACCAGCGUGAUCAGCAGCCGUCGCCCCUGACAGCUCCCGGAGGAUGUGCGGUAUUAACGCCUGAUGGCGGCCGCUCGAGCACCAUCUUUGAGACACGACCAGACGUUCGGAGUAAUGAGAGUGGACGAGUGAAGGAGGCAGGUGUCCCAGUAGAACAUUGGCAGUUAAGUGGGAGGCCGUGCAAGGAUGCUUGAGGCGGAUGCAGACCCAGCAGGAGCAGCAGUGGAGUUAGAAGAGGAGGCAGAGAUGGGGAGCGGAGACUUGAAGACUGAGGUGGUGCGGCUGUCUCUGGAGCUCCAGGAGGCCACGGAGGAGAAGCUACAGGCCGCCCGCUAUGGCCUGGUGGUGCUGGAGGAAAGUGCUGCUCUCAAGACGAAACACAGGCAACUGGAAGAGGAGCACGAAGCCCUUAAAGGGGAGCUACAGCAGCUCAGAGAGGCAUUUGCGGAUUCUUUGAGCAGCCAGAAGCGUGCAGCUGCUGAUGGAGAAUGCCGGGAGGAAAAUCUCCUGCAGGAGACUGCCAGUAAGGAGGCUGCCAUGGCAACCCGCAUGGAGGAAGUUCAAGCAGAGCUCAAGCAAUCCCGCCUGGCUCUGGGCAAUGCACAUGCAGAGAUCGAUAGAUUGGGGGUAGUCUCCACCCAGUUAAAGAAGGAGUGUGAGUGUCUGGAGGCAGAGAAGGGCCAUCUGAGGGAUGAGAUGAAGGAAUAUAAAGUACGUGAGCUACGCCAGUUGCAGGACAAUGGCGAGCUUGAAGAAGAAAACAUAUCUCUGCAAAAACAGGUGUCUGUGCUGAAAGAAAACCAGGUUGAGUUCGAAUCAAUAAAGCUGGAGCUGACCCAGAAGAACGAGGAGCAGGAUGAGUUGCGAGCUCAGCUGGAGGAGGCAGGGAGGCUGAGGGAGAUAGCAGAGAUGCAGCUGGAUGAGGCUCUGGAAGCCCUGAAGGAGGAGAGGGAGCAGAAGAACAGUCUGCGGCGAGAGCUCUCCUCCCUGACCCUUCACCCCUUUGAUGCUGUGGGGAACCUGGAGCUCCACUUGGAGCAGCUGGAUGACAGCCAGGAGCGUGGCCAGGGGGGAGAGGGAGUAGGAGAGGGCGGGGGAGAGGACCAGGACAGCGGCUAUAACAAUGGUCCUGGGUCUGCUCCCAGUUCUGCUCACCCUCCUCACUUGGGGGGCUCCAAAAGUAAUGGCCUCAUCCAUUGCUGCUCUACUCCGCGCACCAGUGAUGUGUUCCUGCGUGCUCCAGCUUCUGGGCUGGUGUCGGACCUACUGAGUGAGCUACACUUCUCAGACAGUCAGAAACUGAAACAGCAACUCCUACAGGCUGAACGAGAGAAGUCCACACUGUCCAGCAAAGUGGAGGAGCUGCAGAUGCAGCUGGUAAUGUCCCGACAGGCGCUCAGUCAGCAAGAGGACAAGGUUGGCUCCCUCACCCAACAGCUGGAGGCUGUGCAGAGCAGCCAGCAGCACCACCAGGAGGCAGAAGACAGGGGAGAGGAUGACGCAGAGAUUGGAGAAGGUGGCAAUGGUGUCUUUGACUACGAGGUAGACACCAAGAGCAAGGAGGUGCUGGAGGCACGCAUGCGUUCAGCCAGCGAAGAGCUUCUGAAGGUGCGAGAUGAACUGUCUCAGGCAGGUACUCGUUAUAACACUCUAGAGCAGCGAUACAAGCAGGAGAAGGAUCGCUGGAGGGCAGAGGCCCAGGAGCUGGCUGACAAGAUCCGUCAAUGCAUCAAGUCUAGUAAACAGGACCAGGAGCGCAUCAGUGAGCUGGAGAAGGAGAUUGGAGCCACACGGAAAGUGGCGAUAGAUUCAGAAGGGCAUUUAAGCGUUGCCCAGGAAGAGCUGCUGGCCUUCUCUGAGGAGCUGUCCAACCUCUAUCACCACAUCUGUGUGUGCAACAACCUGACACCCAAGCGAGUCACCCUGGACUAUUACCGUGAUGGUGCCAGAGCGAGUGGCGCAGCAAGUAGUGCAAGAAGAGCACACAAUGUCUACCCCCAGCACAAUGCCCAGAAGAAGCCUCGGCCCAAUGAAAUGUUCAUCUCCAAAGCUGCAGCAUUGCAGUUCAUGGGUGAGGUGGACAGUGCAGGAGCCAGUGCAGAAUCUCCUAAUUGCCCUGGGUCGCCCACCCUGGAUUUCAGGGACCCUUCUAACGUUCGCAACUUGGUAGCGGUCAUCCGUUGUCAGAUCAAACACCUCCGGGUGGCGGUUGACCUCUGUCGUCAGAGGGGAGCGAUGCCUUACUCAGGGCUCAGCAUCAGUGGAGAGUCAGAGCGGGAUGCUGAGAGCCUCUUGGAGGAAGUUCUAAAACUCAAGUCCCUUCUCAGCACCAAGAGGGAACAGAUAGCUACGCUCAGGACUGUCCUCAAGGCUAACAAACAGACUGCAGAGUUGGCCCUGUCCAAUCUGAAAACUAAGUAUGAGACAGAGAAGAGCAUGGUGUCAGAGACGAUGAUGAAGCUGCGGAAUGAGCUCAAAGCCCUAAAGGAGGACGCUGCCACCUUCUCCUCACUCCGAGUCAUGUUUGCCAGUCGGUGUGACCAGUAUGUCACUCAGCUGGAUGAGAUGCAGAGGCAGCUGGCAGCGGCUGAGGAUGAGAAGAAGACACUGAAUUCUCUUCUGCGCAUGGCCAUCCAGCAGAAGCUGGCUCUUACUCAGCGAUUGGAGGAUCUGGAGGCCCCUCUGUCUCCCCACAGCUUGAACAGCAGCCCUCGCCGCUCCCGAGCCAAAGAACUGGCCACCAAGUCAGGCAGGGCCCCUCGGAGCCCCCGAAGCAGUCCUGCACGGCCGACACUGAGGAGCAGUCCACGGGCUAGCCCGGUUCUCGGUAGCAGCGUUCCUGCCAUGGCCACACAUCACCUGCGAGCUCUAACCCGAAGUCUUCACACAAGCCCUCGCUGAAACACUCCUUCCAUUACUUCAAACCCCCUCUUCUCCAUAAGGACCUGUCUUCAUGUUGACUCCCCGGCUCCUCCCUCCUUUCCUGACUCAAGACAUCCUGUUCAUCCCAGACUCGAUGCUACAUUCCCUUCUCUGCCCUCCAGAACCCUGGAUAAAAAAAAAAAGAACAAAACAAAACAAAAAAAGAGUUAAAAACAAAAGUUUCAAAAAUAAAUCUCUCAUCCGGCCCCCUUGGUCUUCUCUGCUUGGAGUGGAGAAGCCUGCAUGCAGCCUGGAGAAGGAUGAAGAGACACGUGCUGCUCAUUGCUCUGUGAAGUCAUUGACUGUGUCUUGUCCGAAGUGGUUUCUAACUUCCAUCUGGUCUUGUUCAAGGCUGUGUGUCGUGGUCAACCACUGACAGUAUUUAUUCCAGAAUGAGACUAUUCACGUACAGUAUUACUGUCCUCAGCCUUUGAUUUAAGGCUAUGAUCUGUUUUUUGGUUGUAUGUCUUUACACUCUUGCCUUUAGUCUGGCAUCCUGGUCAGGUCUGUCUGGCGUCUUUUAGUGUCUGUAAGCCUUUAGAUCAUCUGUGAAAGGUCUCCCAGGUAGUGGUUUUAAUAGAGCAGUUUAGCCUUACUAACAUCAUUUUUAUCCUAAAAGUAGAGAGUUUGCCAUAGUCUCGAGGUUUCUCCCUUUUGCUGGUGGUACAGUUAAAUGCCGAUAUUUUACAUGUCUGGCUCUUUAGCUUCAGCCACACCCUUUAACUAAAGGUCAGUAAACAUACAUUUCAUUGAUUGAAAUGGGUCAGCCAUAGGCUCACCACCUCAGGUCAAACAGAGUAAUCAGAUACUUGAUUUGGGAGAUCUUUAACGUGCAUUUUACUUUGCAAACUAUGCAGACUAGGUCAGGACACUGCCUGUAUGCUCCUGCUGUUCUUGAGGAUCAGGGUAGUCUUUUGAAUCUUAGUUUCACUUUGAGUUAAUAGUGGCUGACUGCAGCCCUUUACAGCAGCCAUAUAGCAUCUCUCACAAUAAUCAGCUUUCAGAAAUCAUCUGGGAGUGCAUAGUG